AUAAUUUACUUUACAAUCAUAAAAUUUUAAUUCAAUAAUUUCAAGUUUUUUUUUCAAUAAAUACCGUUAUAAAAACUUAGUUUCCUUGAAAGUUUCCCAAUACCUUUUUUUACAUCACAUCGAAUGUAGUUUUGAAAGUUUAUUUAAUAUUUGAUUAUAGGUAAUACAAUUCAAUUUACGAUAAAGGAUUUCUCACAAAUGCGAUUCACUUAACAUGACAAACCGCAAACGUUUUAUAAGCACAAAUCAUUCGAUAUUUUUGAUUUGGACUUUAUAAAAAUAAAUCUAGAUUAAAAUGGAUUAUCAACCUCGAUAAAAAUCAUAAUGCUUAUUUCAUCAAGUAUUAACAAAAAUAUAAUAGUAACACUAAAAUUAAUUUAUCAAAAAAAAAUUAAUCAGAAUAAUAUCUUCGACAGUUUGAUUAAAAUAGAUAUAUAGUGGUGUUAUUGGCUUAUAAAAAAAUACAUUGCCAGAAAUUUUAAUAAUUUGCGUCUGAAGUGGUGCUGCCAUCUGUAUUUUGAUUUGCACUACUAUGGUUACGAAGGUUAGACAUGUAUUGACAGCAAAACAUUGAAUAAACUCAUACAAAUAAAAGUUUCCUGUGUUGUCAUUAAGAAAAACCUCUCCUGCAAAGUAGUUAUUAAAUUUUUAUUAAAAUGCUAUCUGCUUUAGUUAAAGAUCAUCAAACUAAACAAGCAAUAAGGAAAGAAAAACAAGAACAAAAACGAAAAGAAGCUGUACAAGCAGCCAACAAUCUAACUCAAGCUUUAGUAGAUCACUUAAAUGUUGGUGUAGCGCAAGCUUACUUGAAUCAAAAGAAACUUGAUGCAGAAGCCAAACAAUUGCAAAUUAGUGCAACAAAUUUUGCAAAACAAACACAACAAUGGCUUCAUCUGGUUGAAUCAUUCUCUAGUGCUCUUAAAGAGAUUGGUGAUGUUGAGAAUUGGGCAAGAAGCAUCGAAGGAGAUAUGAGAACCAUAGCUACUGCCUUAGAAUAUUCUUACAAAGCCACCCAAGAAUCAUCGUCGUCUUCAUCUGCAUAAGUGUCUAAUGAAACUUUUUUGAGAUCAAGAUAUACGUAUUUGAAAUUAUUAUUGAUUUAAAUACUUCUAUUAGCUAUACAUGUAAAAAAUUAUGAAUAUUAUAAUUUUAGAAAAAGAGUAAAUUUUGGGCAAAUUUUUUAAUAAAAUAAUUU
Molecule: messenger RNA, 1195 nt
Organism: Phymastichus coffea
Lineage: Eukaryota; Metazoa; Arthropoda; Insecta; Hymenoptera; Eulophidae
Gene: Blos1
Product: biogenesis of lysosome-related organelles complex 1 subunit 1
Exons: 4
Coding region: 657-1043 (128 amino acids)
Biological process (GO): endosomal transport
Cellular component (GO): BLOC-1 complex
Source: RefSeq, a predicted model, not a curated record